Molecule: messenger RNA, 2719 nt
Organism: Odontomachus brunneus
Lineage: Eukaryota; Metazoa; Arthropoda; Insecta; Hymenoptera; Formicidae
Product: deubiquitinase OTUD6B
Exons: 4
Coding region: 183-1067 (294 amino acids)
Biological process (GO): protein deubiquitination
Molecular function (GO): cysteine-type deubiquitinase activity
Source: RefSeq, a predicted model, not a curated record
GACCAAUCAAAAGUUGCUUCCUCGUGGCCAAACUUUGCUUAAAGUAAUUCGAAGUAACUCCUAAAUGGCGAUCACACACACACACACACACACACAUAUGACACAUUCAUGCCAUAUGAUCGCUUUCGGCUCUUCUCUGGAAGUUCUUUUGCUGACACAUUAGUGGUUAUAUUUAAAUUAAAAUGGCAGAUCUUACAUUAACGGAGGAAGAUUUAACGCAAAAGCACAAAAAAGAACGGAAGGAACUACAAGCUCAAAUACAAAUCUUGAAGAAGUCAAUCUGCAAAGGUGACAAGAAGAAGAAGAAAGAGGUUAUGGAGGAGAUAGGCCAUUUAGAGGAGAGUCUGGACAAACGUCAGAUAGAGGAGUUGAACGAAUGGAGAUUAACUCAUGUUACAUUGAAUGACAAGGAGGAACUUACAAUUUCAAGUGAGGUAAUCAGUAAGGAUAAUAAUUGCCUGGAUCAACCUAUGCAAAGGAUUUCCAAAGCUCAGAAAAGAAGGGAAAAGAAGGCAAAUGCAGAGAAGGAACGCAAUCAGAAGAUUAUUGAGCAAGAAGCACUCAACGUGUUUGGCAAAAGAAAUGUUGAAAUAGAAGCUAUAAAGAAAAUUCUCUUUGAGCGCGGUUUAAUGGUCUAUGAAAUUCCCAGCGAUGGCCAUUGUUUAUACAACGCAGUUGCUCAUCAACUUAAGGUGAAUGGAGAGACACCCCUUAGCCUGCACGAUCUCAGAACAAAGACUGCUGAUUAUUUGAGGGAAAAUAUGAAUGACUUUUUGCCUUUUCUGUCUAAUCCUGAUUCUGAUGAUUUAAUGACACCUGAGGAAUUUGAAAAAUACUGUAAUGAUGUGGCUGAGACAAGUGCCUGGGGUGGUGCAGUCGAGCUUCAGGUACUAUCAUGCAUACUAAAAUGCCCAAUCGAGGUCGUACAAGCUACAGGAGCUCCUUACAUCGUUGGAGACCAAUAUACCAAUGGUAAAAAAGUAACAUUGACCUAUCAUCGUCAUAUAUAUGAGCUUGGCGCUCAUUACAAUUCUGUCACGAAGUACGUUCAGGAUGAGGAGAGCUGAUAAAGGUCUUAGUUAGAUUCGAUUUUACAUGAUUCUUGAAAUAGUCUUCGCAACACAAGUCUUAUUAUUGAAUGGCAAAUUAAUCACGUGUUUCGACCUGCGAAGGUGUUUUUACCAGUCAGUAGCUUAAUUUAUUCUGUGUGGAAAAUGUAUAUUCAUAAGUUCCAGACAGUAUAAAAUAUUUUUAUCGAGAUAUACAUGAGGACAAAAAGCUGCCAGCAGAAUAUUCUAUCUUCCGACGAGACUACUUGCAUUUCUAAACUUUACAAUUAUUGUGAUGAUUAACCGUUAAUGUUUAUAAGGGGUAUUCUUUAAAUGUAUACAGUAUGACCAUUAAAGGAGUAACUGUAAUACGUAUUAAAAUAACAAAAUAUGUCUGUUAGGAGUCGAGAAGCUACAAUUAACGUUAAAUUUCUAUUGAGGAAAAUUGAAUGUUAAUCCUUUUAAUGGUCAUGCACAUACGCAUGUUCGAGAAAAUUUUUUUUUACGAAUAUUAUAGUCAAGUGCGAAAUACAUAUCAGUGACUAUCCGUAAAACAUAUUUCCUUGGUCGUAUGUUAACUAGUUUGCUAGAACUUCGAUUCUCGCGUUUACAGCUAAACGUGGCUGUUCAGUUUUGAGUUCUACCUAAUUUAAAUACAGUGAAUUCUGUAUAAAGAUCUCAUAGGAUAUAUUUUCAUCGUGUAUUUAAUACUGAAUAUAUGAUCUUAAGGCUUUGCACACGUCGGCAAAUGUAUACGUUUAUCACACUAGAGCUUAGAGUUAAUUGCGAACGAGAGUACGAAUUUCAAGACCGUAUAUUCGAUAUUAAGUAGAGACUGCCUGAAAUUUCACGUGACAUUCAUGUUGCGUAUAACUAGACGAACGAGCCUCGGAUUGCCAAGUUUAGCAUUAAACGUGAGAACACGAAUUUGACUGUCGAUUAGAUACAUUUAACUAAAUAUACGACUCGAGUACGAAUCGUUAUAGUUGAAAUAUUCUCGUAAGUUAGACAUAAGCUGCUUUGGGGCUCCUGUGUUAUAGUUAUUAAAAAUUUAUAUAGGAUUAUAUUUAUUUUUCAAGUGGAUAUAUAUAUAUCAGACAAUAUAAAAGAUGCUGCCAGCAGAUAUGCAAGUACUUAUUAAGAUUUCAUGUUUUUCGGCUCACAAGAGGAGUCGAAAUAUGAGUGUGUGUUACUCUUCUGUCGCUCAUACUGUUCGUGUUCACUGUAGUAGAUGUCAUGUUUUUUCGAAAUAUCGAAUCGAGUCGAGUUUCUUCUUUCUGCGCCUAUAUAAAGACCCUUUAGUAUAUAUAGUAUUAGGAUAUUUCCUUCGGGAAAUUUCUUGCUUUCUCUUUGUCUCUCUCAUGGCUAUUAGUUCCUCAAAUCUUUACAAAUCUCCAUAGCAAUUCACAUUUAUGACGUGAAGUGUUUUUUAACUUUUCUAAGUGACGUUUGAAACUAUCGAAUUUAUUAAUAAAAUUCUCUAAAGUUAGAAGAAAAAGAAUAAUGUCAAACGUGAUAAUUUGGAUUUUGUGAAAUUACUGGUUGUAGUAGUAAUAUAGUUGGAAUAUCAAUCUGGAUACAUAAUCUCAAAAUAAUCUUGGACUGUUUUUAUCCGUGUAGCGUAGCGAUAUAAAAAAAAAAAAAAAAAACGAGAGAGACAAGAUUUAUAA